UUAUACAUCACAACUAAAAAGAAAAGCUUUAACAAAAUAUUUAACAGAAGCAAAAUGAGCAAUUAUAUUCUCAAAAUAUUUUAUGUAUUGCAAUUGCUUUUAUUGCUUACCUCAGGAUCCACUCAUGAGUUCAAAAAUACUACAAUUGAAAGUGUUGAAUUAAAAUGCAUAGAAAAGGAGAAACAAGCACUCCUCAAGUUCAAACAAAGCAUCAUUGACGACUCUUACAUGCUGUCUACAUGGAAGGAUGAUAACAAAGAUGGAGACUGCUGCAAAUGGAAAGGAAUUGAGUGCAAGAAAGAAACAGGCCAUGUGAAGAAACUUGAUCUUCGUGGUGAUGAUUCGCAAUUCUUGGCAGGUUCAAUUGAUUUCACUUGGUUGAUUGUCUUGCAAAAUAUGGAAUAUUUGGAUCUUAGCUAUAAUUUAUUUCAAGGCAAUCUUUUUUCAGAACAAAUAGGCUCACUUACCAAGUUAAAGUAUCUCAAUUUCUCAAAUUCUUUUGUUGGUGGGAGGAUUCCUUAUCAAAUUGGAAAACUUUUAGAUCUUGAAUAUCUAGAUCUAAGUGAGAUGUUUUAUGGUAUAAACGGAGAAAUCCCUUCUCAACUCGGGAAUCUUACACGUUUACGAUAUCUCAACCUAAGAGAUAACGAAAAUAUUGUUGGAGAAAUCCCUUGUCAACUUAGAAAUCUCUCACAACUACAGUACCUUAAUCUUGAAGGAACAUCUCUUACUGAACUAAUCCCUUUUCAACCAGGGAAUCUUCCCGUUUUGCAAACUCUUAAACUUGAUGUGUAUUUUGAUCUUACAAAUGAUAAUAUAAAAUGGUUGUCUACACUCUCUUCUUUAACAAGUCUUUCCCUCAGCGGACAAUAUCGUAGGUUUGUCUUUUUUCACUACUUGCAGCAAACAAUCAUGAAGUUUAUUCCAAACUUAAGAGAGUUGAGGUUAGUUGAUUUUGGUCUUAUAGAUACUGAUGUCGUGUCUUUGUUUCAUUCUCAUUCUAACUUUUCCAAUUCUCUUACCAUCCUUGAUUUCUCUGCCAAUAUGUUGACAUCAUCAGCUUUUCAAUUCUUGUCAAAUAUUAGUCUUAAUCUUCAAGAGCUUCAUCUUUCUGGAAACAAUGUUGUUUUGUCAUCUCAUUUCUAUCCAAACUUUCCUUCUCUUGUCAUCCUUGACCUCUCAAAUAAUAAUAUUUCAUCAUCCCAAUUUCCAGGUAUCCGCAGUUUUAGCUCCAAAUUGCAAGAGCUUCAUCUAACAAAUUGCAUGCUUACAGAUAAAAGUUUUCUUGUGUCAUCUACUUCAGUUGUGAACUCUUCAUCUUCCCUUCUCAUCCUCGAUCUUUCCUCAAAUAUGCUGAGAUCAUCAGAAAUAUUUUUAUGGGCUUUUAACUUUACCACUAAUCUUCAUAGCCUUGACCUCUUUGGUAACUUGUUAGAAGGUCCCAUUCCAGAUGGAUUUGGGAAAGUAAUGAACUCUCUUGAAUUUCUUGUACUCGGAGAAAACAGUUUACAAGGAGAGAUCCCAGCUUUCUUGAAACAUAUUAAACAUUUGGAUUUAUCUAAUAAUAGAAUAACAGGAGUGCUACCUGAAAGCAUCAACUUGCUAUCUGAGUUGGAGAAUCUUAACUUGGAGGGCAAUGCUUUGGAAGGUGAAAUCAAUGAAUUACAUCUCACCAAUUUUUCCAAAUUGAAAGUAUUAUCCUUAUCAUACAACUCAUUAUCCCUAAAGUUUCCCCAUAGUUGGGUUCCUCCUUUCAAAUUAACAUCUUUGAAGUUGGCAUCUUGCAAGCUGGGUUCAAGCUUUCCAAGUUGGCUCCAAACACAAAGAUCCAUACUGCGACUUGAUAUUUCUGAUACAGGGCUUAAUGGUGGCGUACCCGAAUGGUUUUGGAACAACUCGCUAAAUAUGAUAUUAAUGAAUAUGUCGCACAACAAUCUAAUCGGCACAAUUCCAAAUUUUCCAUAUAAGCUUUCUCAAAUAUCGGCUGUAAUUUUAAAUUCAAAUCAAUUUGAGGGUGGAGUUCCUUCCUUUUUGCUACAAGUUUCAAUUCUACUGCUCUCCGGAAAUAAAUUUUCACAUUUGUUUUCAUUUUUAUGUGAUAAAAAUGCACCAGCAACAAACUUGGUCACUCUAGAUUUAUCAAACAAUCAAAUCGAGGGACAGCUUCCUAAUUGUUGGAAUUCUGUAAACACAUUAUUGUUUCUUGAUUUGAGAAACAAUAAACUUUCGGGGAAGAUUCCACAGUCCAUGGGCACCCUUGUUAAAUUGAAAGCUUUGGUUUUAAGAAAUAAUAGUUUGACUGGUGAAUUGUCUUCCACUUUGAAGAACUGCAGAAAUUUAAUGUUGUUGGAUGUAGGUGAAAAUUUGCUGUCUGGCUCAAUUCCAUCAUGGAUAGGAGAAAACAUGCAACAAUUGAUAAUCUUGAGCUUGAAAGGGAAUCACUUUUCUGGAAAUAUUCCUAUUCGCCUAUGUUAUUUAAGGAAUAUUCAACUUUUGGAUCUUUCAAGAAAUAACUUAUCAGAAGGAAUUCCAACAUGCUUAGAGAAUUUUACAUCAUUGUCAGAAAAGAGCAUCAAUACUAGUGAAACUGAAAGUCACAUGUAUUCGACAAGUCAAGGCUACUUUUACGAUUAUGGUGUAUUUUUCAAUAGUUAUACGUUUAACAUACCUUUAUUCUGGAAAGGUAUGGAACGUGGGUUCAAGCAUCCAGAGAUGCGUCUUAAGAGCAUUGAUCUUUCAAGAAAUAACUUAACAGGUGAAAUACCAAAAAAGAUUGGAUAUUUGGUUGGAUUAGUCUCUUUGAAUUUAUCAAGAAACAAUUUGAGCGGAAAAAUCCCAUCUGAAAUUGGAAAUUUAGUUUCACUGGAUUUCCUCGACUUGUCAAGAAACCAUUUCUUUGGUAAAAUUCCUUCAACUCUUUCCAACAUCGACCGGCUGGAAAUUUUAGACUUGUCAAACAACUCUCUCUCCGGAAGAAUCCCUUUUGGCAGACAAUUGCAAACCUUAGAUCCCUCAGGUUUUGAAGGAAAUCUUGAUCUUUGUGGUGAACCACUUGAACAAAAAUGUCCCGAAGACACGACAACAGUAAAUCCUCAAGGGUCAGAAAUUCAUGGUGAAGAUGGCAAUUCAGUUUUCCAUGAAGGAUUUUACAUGUGCUUGGGGAUAGGCUAUUUCACAGGUUUUUGGGGAUUAUUAGGGCCAAUACUACUUUGGAGACCUUGGAGAAUUGCUUAUAUAAGGUUCUUGAACAAGCUGAUAGACUAUAUAUAUGUAUUCGUAGCAAUCAAUGUGACAAGGUUCCAAAUGUGGCUCAAACACUAGAAGUUUACAUCAUCCUAGUAGCAAGCAUUGAGAGUUGCUGGACUGGAAGGGAAAAUAUUCUGUUGUAUAUAAUGACAAGCAAAAUCAUUGUUCCAUGAAGCUUUGUUAGUUCUUUCUUGAAUAAUGUUUGUAUUCGAGAUGUAAUUUCCAUUUCUGUCGAAUCUGUUAAAAGUAUCAAACA
Molecule: messenger RNA, 3502 nt
Organism: Medicago truncatula (barrel medic)
Lineage: Eukaryota; Viridiplantae; Streptophyta; Magnoliopsida; Fabales; Fabaceae
Product: receptor-like protein EIX2
Exons: 2
Coding region: 55-3321 (1088 amino acids)
Molecular function (GO): protein binding
Source: RefSeq, a predicted model, not a curated record